Molecule: messenger RNA, 903 nt
Organism: Mustela erminea (ermine)
Lineage: Eukaryota; Metazoa; Chordata; Mammalia; Carnivora; Mustelidae
Product: collagen alpha-2(I) chain-like
Exons: 1
Coding region: 1-903 (300 amino acids)
Source: RefSeq, a predicted model, not a curated record
AUGGACUGUCUCCUCGGCGCCAGGAGGCCCGAGGCAGCCGCAGCUGUUUCUUUUCCCGUACACCCUGUCACCCACACCGCGGCAGGCGCGCGUCCCGUCACAGGAACCCCUAUAGCUGCGAGCACCCCCGAAGACAAAGGCACCCGCACAGCCUCAGUGGCUGGUCCGGUGGGUCUCCUCCUCCAUGGGCCUGAGACCCCAUCGGAGCCAGUCGCCCCAUCAGCAGCUCCUGCAGCCCUGGCAGCAGUGGGCGCGUCCGUCACCGGUCUCCGUCCCCACAUACCUGAGAAGUCCCCAGAGCAGGAAUCAGCCAUCAUUGGUCCACAGUUGCCCACAGCCAUGGAAGGGCCAGCAGCUGUGGGCAUCUCAGCAGCCCGUCUCCCUCCCAACAAGCCUGAGGGGCCGCCAGGGCCCAGACCUUCCCCCAUGGGCACGGGCAUCCUGGCGGUGCUGGGCACCCCCAUCCUUGUGGGAGCCCAGGCGUCCACAGGUCCUCCCGCUGUCUCCCUCUCCCCCCACAGGCUUGCAACACUUCUGGCAGUGGACUCCUCCAGGACAGGCCUAGGUGUGCUGGGGACCAUGGGCACCCCACCAGCUGUGGACACCUCUGCAGUCUGCCUCCUUCCUGGCAAGCCGGUCUCCAUCCCCAGAGGACCGGACACCCUGGCAGCUGUGGACUCCUCAGUAGUCCCAGGCACUCUGGUACUCGGUCUCCUUCCCCAAAAUCUCGGGACACACCCGGGGCCUGUCUCCUCCCCGAGCCCAGGUGCUUCAGGAACCCCGAUAGCCUGUCUCCUUCCCCACAACCCAGGGAAACCCACAGAGCCAGCGUCCUCCCGCAGAGACCACAGCUCCUCAGGAGCCGCAGGGACCCCUGCUGCCACAGGCACUGUGGCACUCUGA